Molecule: messenger RNA, 824 nt
Organism: Lolium rigidum
Lineage: Eukaryota; Viridiplantae; Streptophyta; Magnoliopsida; Poales; Poaceae
Product: translationally-controlled tumor protein homolog
Exons: 5
Coding region: 112-618 (168 amino acids)
Cellular component (GO): cytoplasm
Molecular function (GO): calcium ion binding
Source: RefSeq, a predicted model, not a curated record
CCGUCCCCAGACCCUCUCGCCGCCUGCCGCUACUCCCCGCAGACCCCAGAGCUCGCUAGGGUUUCGAGCCAAAUCCUUUUUUUCCGGGGAGAAAUCUCAAGCGGCGCCACCAUGCUUCUCUACACCGACAAGAUUUCCGGUGACGAGAUGCUCUCCGACUCCUUCCCCUACAAGGAGCUCGAGAACGGCUUGCUCUGGGAAGUCGACGGCAAGUGGGUUGUUAAAGGAGCUGUUGAUGUUGACAUUGGUGCCAACCCCUCUGCCGAGGGUGGUGGUGAUGAUGAGGGUACUGAUGACCAGGCCGUGAAGGUUGUUGACAUUGUCGACACCUUCCGUCUUCAGGAGCAACCACCUUAUGACAAGAAGCAGUUUGUGGCCUACAUGAAGGGCUACAUCAAGAGCAUCAGUAAAACUCUUGAAGGGGAGGAGCUUGAUUGUUUCAUGAAGAACGUCCAGCCUGCCACCAAGUAUCUUCUUGGGAUGAUCAAGGAGCUUCAGUUCUUUGUGGGUGAUAGCAUGAAUCUGGAAGCUGGCUUGGUGUUCGCCUACUACAAGGAAGGGGCCACCGACCCAACAUUCCUCUACUUUGCGCAUGGGCUGAAGGAGGUCAAGUGCUAAGCGCCUGGGCUGCUGCUCCGCUCCAUAUGUUAAAUCUAUUUUUGUUCUGGUCUGUGGUGUUAAUUGACUUGCCAAUGUUGGUAUCAGUAUCUAUCAGUAUCUAUCAGAUGUUGGGUUAAAACUUUGAGAAGAUUGUGGUAUUUGCUUCUGUAACGGGAACAUGGAAAUUAGUGUGGCAUCAUUGUUACUCUGUUUUUGUCGGACAA